ACACGAUUCCUAGAAAUCGGCUACACUGCAGAAAUUUAGCAAUCAGUGAGUGCAUUUCAACAUUAUCAUGAUCGUCGUCGUCAGCCGUGAUCGAUCCACUGCAGGCAGCCCACAUCUCUCACGAUCCUUGCGAUGCAACCAAUCCAGCGCGUGCACGUGAACUGAUUUUCGUUGCUCCAUCUUCCCCUGGCUGCGAAGUUCCAUCUCCCCGCACCUCCGAUUGGCACGGGAGGAAAGGUGCGAGACGAGCUCGAGAUGGAGACGAGAGGAGAGGCGUGAAGAAGGAGGAGGAGGAGAGCCAGGACGAGGUGGAGACAGCACCCCAGGAGAUAUUUCUCCCAACAGCUGCACCCUCACGAGUCUGCGUGCCACGGAACGCCAUGGGGGGGUCUCGUGGAGCGGGGGGCCAUGUCCCUGGUGGUGACGCCGGCGGCCAGGGGCGGAGGAGGAGCCGUCUCUAGGAGCCGCUCGUUCGCCGGGUUCAGCGCCGCUCACGAGCGCAGUCGCCGGUCGCGUGCCGCUCCCCGGCGCUCCCCGACGCGCUCGGCCAGGAUGUUUGCCGGCUCCAGCAAGUCGCCGGGCGGCGGCGUCGGCGGCAGCGGCGGUGGUGGCGGUGGCUCCUCACCACGCUUGCCGCAGCCGCAGCGGCUGGACGAGGUCUACGGGGCACUCAAGAAGGGGCUCGGUGAGUUUCUGCAGGCUCAUCAUACUGAACUGGAAUCGAUGACCAUCCAACAGAAGGAAAUGAAACGCAACUCGCGGCUGGGCUUCGUGUACGACCUGGACAAGCAAAUCAAGUCGACGGAGCGAUUCAUCCGGAGACUCGAGUUCCACGUCAGCAAGGUGGAGGAGCUGUACGAGACGUACGGGAUCCAGCGCAGGCUGCGGGACGGCGCGCGCCGGAUGAUGGCCGCGUACGAGACGUCGCCCGGCAGCAGGGAGGCUCGGGACACCCUGCAGGAGGUCACCCGGGGUCACCGCGAGUACACGGAGAGCCUGUGCGUGAUUGAGAACGACAUGGAGAACCUCCUGGGGGAAUUUCACAUGCGCAUGAAGGGAUUGGCCGGGUUUGCGCGCCUCUGCCCCGGAGAUCAGUACGAGAUCUUCAUGCGCUAUGGGCGCCAACGCUGGAGGCUCCGUGGGCGCAUCGACUCGGAUGACAAGCAGAGCUGGGACAGCGAGGAGACGCUGCUGGUGCCUCUGAUUUCCGACUUGCUCCAAAUCAAGGUGACGGAGGUCAAGAGCCUGGCCACUCACGUGGUGGUGGGCAGCGUCGUGUGCGAGACGCGGGACCUGCUCGCCGUGGGGCCCCAGCUCGUAGCGGUCGACAUCAAUGACCUGGGAACCAUCAAACUCAACCUGGAGGUCACCUGGAGUCCAUUUGACAAGGAGGACCAGGCCAUGACUCCGGGCACCAUCGGCAAGAUGUCUGCCGCCAGCAAGAGGCUGUCGCUGUACAGCCAGAGCCCGCCUGACACACCGUCGCUACGCGAACAGGCCUUCUACAACAUGCUGCGUCGUCACGACGAGCUGGAGAACGGAGCCACCUCCUCGCUCUCGUCGGACUCCAUGGACGGCUCCGUGAGUCCCCGGACUCCGCUCGACGCCGGCGCCGGCAGCCGACGGCGUCCGAUCCCGGAGUACCAACUCCCGAUCCCGGAGUACGAAGCCCCGGGUCUCGGUUCCGGACGCGAGCCGGAAACCCCGUCCUCUGCCACCGCCGCCGCCGCCGCUGACGUUCCGCCCCCGAGCGAGCGGCGGGUGGAGAACGGCGAGCCGGAGCCUCGCGGGCCGCCCCGCGCCGAAGGCUCGCCGCCGCCGCCGGACGAGACGGAGCGUGCGACGAAGCCGGUCGUGAGCAACGGCGUCCUGGCGUACGGCCGUGCGCUCAGCCAGAUCAGCGAGGGGAGCGUGGACUCGCUGGAAGAGCGCGGCGGAGCGGGGGGAAGUGUCGGCGAGGCCGCGGCGGUUGCGGUGGCUGCGGGAGACCGCGAGGGUUGGCCGGCCGAGGGAGGAGCGGCGGAGGAGGCGGCCGAGGCUUUAGGAGCCGGGGGAAGCGACGGUCCGCGGGAGGACGCGGAACCGGCGGUCGCCCCGGCGGAACCGGCGGUCGCCUCGGGCCGCGGAGCGGAAGCCGCGACCGAGGACGCCGGCACGGGCGACGUCGCGGCCGGCGGGAGCUCCUCCUCGCCGAAACGCUCGCCGGCGCGCGGCGACGGAGCGUUGGGCCGCGAGCCCAGGCCGGGCAAGGACGGCCUGCCGCUGAGCGCCAGCGCCAGCGAGAUUUUCUUCACCGACAAAUCAAAGGACGUCGUGCAUUUCUUCAACGCCGCGGUCGUGCCGUGCGGCGACGACGACGACGACUCGAACGGCGCCGAAGAUUCCCGCCGAGACGAGACGGCGGCCGCGGGCGAUGGCGCCGCGUCCCCCCCCGGGGUCACCGCCCGAACCAAAGAAACCUCGGGCCCGGCCGAGCAGGUCAGGCCCGCCCCCUCGCCCGCCCCCUCGCCCGCCCCCUCGCCCGCCCCCUCGCCCGCCCCCUCGCCCGAGCGGGGGGCGGCGAGCGCGGGGGAGGAUUCGGGGGAGCGGCUGGGAGGUCCGGGCCUCGAGCGGGCCUGGCGGGCGCUGUGCUCGGCGCUGGACGACUGCAGGGGCCGCUACGCGGAGCUGCAGCUGCUGGAGCAGGAGGUUGCCGACCUGGAUCGGAUUCUGCAGCCGGGCGGGAAGACGUCGCGGAGUCGCGCGUCCAGCGUCAGCCUCUCGGUGGAGCACGCCCUGGAGAGUUUCAACUUCCUCCACUCGCCCGACCUGGACGACGAGGAGGUGGAGCAGGACGAGGAGGAGGCGGAGCGGCAGGAUGGGGAGGAGGAGGAGGGGGAGACGCGCCGCCCUGAGGCUGUGGAGUCGGACGGCAAGCGGCAGGGCGAGGCUGAGGAGGCGGAGGAGGAGGAGGCUACCGACGACGGCGUGGAGCUCGGCCCUGGCGCCCCGACCACCGGCAGUGAGGGCCUCGACGUGGCCUUGGCUCUGCACGCGGAUUACUGCACCCACCUCAUCAUGAAGCUCGGCACGUUUGGGCCCCUGCGCUGCGGGGAGCUGUGCGCCCUGGACCGCCUGCACGGCCAGGCGGCUGUGCUGCGGCGAAUCGCGGAGCUCACGCGAGACUUGUGCGACGGGCAGAUCCUGAGCAUCGCACGUGCGGUGCCCGAGCUGUGUGAGCGCGAGUGCCUGCUGCGCUUCUGGGAGCGCGUCGCCGAGCCCGGGGGAGCGCGGCUGUGCGCGACGGCGGAGCGGCUCACCGCGACCGUGUCGUCCGACUACUCGGAGACGCUGGCGCACACGGACGCGGUGUGCGUGCGUCUGCUGGAGCGGCUGUUGUGCCGCCGCGUGCGUCGCCUGCGCUCGUGUGCGCCCGCGCGUGUCACCGCGUUCCAGCUGGGGGAGCUCGCGCAGCAGCACGACGUGCGGACCAUGGACUCCUUCAUCACCCAGCUGGGGCACGAGGUGUCCCUUGCUGCGUCUCUCGAGUCGCACGACCGCAGCGAGGUCCUUCGUGGGCUCAAGCGUCUCGCCGGGCCGGACGCGGCCGCCCCUCCGCGCCUGAGGGUGGCCAACAUGACGUCCCUCGCGCCGCUCCUAUUGGACAGCGACGCCAAGAUCAGCCAAUCGGCGGCGACGAUACUCAGGAGGGCUGCGAGCGAGGCGCCACUCAGAGAGAAGGUGGUGGUUUGGUGUCUGCAGCUUCUGGAAGAGGAGGAUGAGAUUCUGAGACGAGCUGGUUGCGCAGCACUGGCUUGCCUGCAGGCCAAGGAGAGCAUGGAGCAGCUCCUGCACCUGUGCCAGGUCGACCAGGAGCCCGUGAAGCUCGCGGCCAGGGACGCCCUCUUCUCCUUUGGCAAGGAAGGCCAAGAGGCCUACCGUCGCGCGGAGGAGACCAUGGACGGAGUGCGCGGGUUCAUAACGCCGGGCGCUCGCAAACAGCCGUCCGCGACUUUCUGACCGUGGCGAAGGAGGUGGCGCGGCUCGUGGUGCCCACGCCGACGCCGACGCCAUCGCCGAACCGGCUGCUCGCGGGAGCCACGGUGGCGGCGGCGGCGGCGGCGCCGGGAAAACCGCACGCGGCCGAGGGCCGGCACCCGUUGGGGGGGGGGAGGGGCGACUUGUGGGAAUUUUUUUUGUUCAUCACAGGUUGGGGGGGGGGCAGCAGAGUGAGGAAUGGGGUUGAUCAAAAAAGAGGGCAGCCCCCUUGGUUAGGCUACAGAAGGGCAUGAUGAUGUGGAACACGUGAGAUGAUGUGGAACACGUGAGAUGAUGUGGAACACGCGAGAUGAUGUGGAACACGCGAGAUGAUGUGGAACACGCGAGAUGAUGUGGAACACGUGAGAUGAUGUGGAACACGUGAGAUGAUGUGGAACACGCGAGAUGAUGUGGAACAUGUGAGACGAUGUGGAACACGCGAGAUGAUGUGGAACACGCGAGAUGAUGUGGAACACGCGAGAUGAUGUGGAACACGUGAAAAACCUUACCGUUAGCGGAGAAGUGGGAUGGGCAGGGGGGGCGGCGCCACCGGUGUAGGAUUGUGGAAGUGUUAACACGCGGCACUGGGCACGAUUGUUGGACGUCGAUGAACGGAAACAUCGAGACGAAGAAAAACGCCGCGUUCUAGCGAGGGCCUUGCACGCGGAGCCCCUCUCGCGCCGUUGUUGUUCCGAGAGCGACGCCGUUCGCCGCAUCGGCGCGCCCUCGUUGUGGACUCGGAAGCCGCGUGGGAGAGAGCGGGAGGGUGGGAGGGAGGGAGAGGCCCUCCCGCAGAGACGCCCGCAAGGAGGCGCCGACCGCUUCGCCAUCCGUGGCCUUCCGGCGGGUCGGCAGAGCGAGCCGCGUGUCGGUGCGUGAAAUGGGCCGUCCCGUGCGAGGUCGGCUCGGCCUGAAAUGAGCGCGGGGCCGGAGGCGGCCGCGGCGUCUCUGAAACAUCGCAGGGAAAAGGGGAAAUAAAGAAAUGCAUGAUUCUUGUGUUUGUGGCGAGCGAAGGCGUGAGUGGCGUUCCGCUAGGCCCUAGGCGAACCUGCCCCGUACGCCGGCACGAUGCUCGGCCUCGGAGGGGCCCUUUCAAAAGUACCACGGACCUCUCAUAAACAGGUCCCCUGUGGUAUUCUCCGGAUUAUGUGACACGCGGUGAUUUCCCUCCCACCUGCCGGAAUUUGAGAUGAAAAAAAAAUGCUGGUUUGCGCGUCUUAUAGUGCGGUAGUUGCGAGUGCGUGUGACCAGACCCGGAGUAACUUUAUUAAUGGACACGGGGGUGGGGGUGGGGGGGGCUUAUAAACAUUCGGGGUCCGUGCGAGGCUCCGGAGCGUUUGCCAAUCUGGAGAAUACUGCGAGAGAGGAACACAGAGUUGGGUGGAGCUUCCCAAAAACACACAAACACUGAAUGCGGAGCUCGUCGGCGUUGUCGCCGGCGGCGUUGGUUCCUUUGGGCCCAGAUAACUCUCCGUUAUCCGCACACUGCAAGCGUACUGUUACGUGCGUGCCGCUUUCAAUAUCGCCGAGGAGGUGGUGGGGGGGGUGAGCAGGGGCCCACGUGACCGCAACGUCACAAGUAUGUACCGUACGUUAAACUUCGUUCGCGUCAUACGUCGCCAGCCGUGCUAAACGGAGGUGCCAGACGGAGGCACUCCGCAUCCGUCUCCCACUCACUCCUACGUAGGCGACAAAUACGAACGCACGGCACGUUUGGCUACGUACGGAGCGACAGAAGUUCAACGCACAGCAUACGUCCAGCUACCAUCCACAUUCGCUUUGCAUCAUCCGGGUCGGCUACAACGCAUUCCCACCCCACCACUACCCACCCACCAAGUCGCCCACCACCACCACCAGCCAUCCGCUCAGUCACCCACGACCUGGAGCCGACACUGACGGCCGUGCUCGGGAAGCUCCACGAGCCGAGGCACGGCCGGGCCACUCGCGUUUCUCGCAAAUGAUCGGAGAGCGGCUCCAAAGCCUUAGCCCGAGCUGUGGCUUAAGAUAUGACCGUGAGAGUUCAUCUGGGCAGAGAUUAACAGCCUUGGCACAUCGGUGUCGAUUGCGAUGACGACGAGGGGUGACGGUGAUGAUGGUGACGAUGGUGGUGAUGUUGCACCUGUCGGGGGACUGCGUAGCGGAAUGAACUCGCGCCACGGUGGCUAGGAGAUGUUAACUACCUCGCCUGGUAUACAGGAGGUCGUGGGUUCGAUCCCGACCCUGUGACACCUGCUGUAUAUUUGGAGUGUGGAUGUUCUCCCCGUGGUCGCAUGGAUUUUUCUCCGGGUCCUCCGCUUUUUCCCCUCCACAUUUAGAAGCAACAACACGGCGUUUAGAGUCUUUGGUUGCUGCUAGACACUUCCACGUGCUGAUGAUGAUAAGCCACCAUUCCGUUGAGUUAUAAUUUGUGACGGCCAGGUCGCUUCUGAAAAAGAGCUACACCGCUCAGAGUGUGGCCCUCAUCUCGUUAAAAGAAAAAAAAAUCGUUUUCCGUAUUUAUGGCGUGGUAGUUUGUUGUCCUUCGCCCGCCACCUCUGAUUAGCACGGUUGGCUACGUACGGUGCGAAAGAAGUUCAAAGUACUCACGACCAACUCUGCCCCUGCAGAGUCCUCUCGCUCUCGGCCCCCCCCACGACGAUCCGCGGCUUCGCUCGCUCCUGCGACGUUUUUACCCCGACGAUUAUUUCUCGGCCAGAUCAAAAACAAACGCGUGAACGGAUUUUUAUUUUUACGUAUUUUAUAUCGAUAUGUAUUUAACGGUGCAAAUUCAGUUCAGCUUGUGUAGUUUGUACAAAGGCGAGGUUUUUUUGUUGUGAAUAUAUAUAAAAGUCAUAUCGGUGUUGCAUAUAUAAUUAACGCACUCUCCCGUUCGAUUUUUCAUCCACGUGGAAGUGGCACUUAACUUUGAAAUGUAAAACAAAGACGAUCGUAGCUUUCUCGAGGUGGUGCGUAAGUUAUUAAUCCAAUUUAAAUGUGUUGUUGUUUAAGCCCAGACUUUGCCAGCUCCGGGUUCCCCCGUAGGCUUCUGAGCAGCCCCGCCAAGCGGCCAGCAACAAUCGGCACAGUCAGGGGUCGUAAUGGACACAGAGUGCAGCGCCGUUGCUUCAAACGGAGCAAAGGGGUCGAGAGAAACGGACGCGCAGACAGAGAGAGAGAGACCCGCUGAGAAACAGAGGUAGAGAUAUACAUAGAUACCAAGGAUACACAGAGAUUACAAACACAAGUCCGUUCAUGUUGCCUGCGGUAAAUUCAUGGGUUAGAUCACGUAAAUAUUAAUGUGUCGUUAAAACCCGCCACCACCCAACACAGCCAAUUUUGCAAGAUUUGUCGCGUUAACAAAACGUGGCCAAUUAGUUACUAGUACAGCACUAACCGGUUGUGUGUUGGAGACUAAACCCCACUACAACAUUUACAAUUCGAGUAACGCGACGCUUUGCUGGCGAUUGCAAGAACCCGCUCCGAUUUACACGAUUUAACCACACCCCAAACACACACAAAAAUAACUUUAUUCAGAAUAAUAUUGACCGCGAUAGCCUCCGUGGCAAAUUCAUCAUUUCACCCGCGCGUAUCCACUCCUCGUGACUGGGGUGGUGAUCGUGCAUGUGGGGUAACCGCUGCACCACCGCUCGAGGGAACGGUGGUGCAGCGGUUAGCAGCGCUGCGCUACGAACCUGGCGUCCCGGGUUCGAUUCCCGCUCAUGGCCAACACCGGUGACGAUUA
This is a messenger RNA of Petromyzon marinus (sea lamprey), 7738 nucleotides long. Lineage: Eukaryota; Metazoa; Chordata; Hyperoartia; Petromyzontiformes; Petromyzontidae. The record is from RefSeq and is a predicted model, not a curated record.